UGAACCAAUUCACAUUCAAACAAACAGGUUAGAUCCGCAGUUCUUUUCUCACACACUAAAACACACACUUAAAAAAUUUCUUGAAAAUUUUUCUUCUGAAUUUCUUUAAGUUCUUUCUUGUUUCCCCCCUCUGAAUUCCCCGCUUCUGUGUUUCCCUUUCUGUAAAUCAUCUUUUUAAGAAAAAAAAUUGAAAUUAAUUUGACUUUUCUCUGGGUUUUUCAUGGAUUUAUCAAGAACAAAAAAGCAAACUUGAUUUGGGAUUUUUUUUUCAACAAGGUGUUUUCAGAAUAGAGAUCCAUCUCUUUUAAUUUGGGUUCUAUUUCAAUCGACUUUAUUUUCAUUUUUAUGUAAAUCUUUUUAAAUUUCAUUAUUUUCGUCAAAUAUCACACCUUUUCAGGCUUAUUUUCGUCCUUUUAAGGUUGAUUUCUUCAGAAAAGAAGGUUUGCUUAUUUGAAAACCUUAAUUAUUCUGGGUUUUAUCAUUUUGUUGUUUAUUCGAAAAAUUAAAAAAAAAAAAAGAUUAAUGACGUCAGCAACAAUGGAGUUCUGGAACACUACCGGAGGUUUCCAGCAGUCGUCGGCAGGCGGUGAGCUCAUGGAAGCACUUGAACCUUUUUACAAAAGUGCUUCGGUGGAUUACCAAAAUACCCUCUCUUUCUCUUCAUUCUCUCCUUCUCCUUCUACAUCUUAUUCAUGCGCCUCUUCGUCUUUUUUAUCUUCUUCUUAUUCAUACCCUUCUUCGUAUUUUUCACCUUCUCCUUCUUCCUCUACGACCCAACAACAAUUCGGAUCGUACCCGGAUUGUUACUUACAUGGGUUUUCUACCCCAGACCCGUUUUAUUAUGAACAACCCGGAUCAACAUCCGGGUUAAACCAAUUUACCCCAAUACAGAUCCACCAGAUUCAAGCCCAGAUCCACUUCCCCAAGAAUGGAACCCAAUUCAGUCCGAAACCUGUACCCAUGAAGCAAUCUGGGUCACCUCCAAAACCCACGAAGCUUUACAGAGGUGUAAGGCAACGUCACUGGGGAAAAUGGGUCGCCGAGAUACGAUUGCCCAAGAACCGCACCCGGCUUUGGUUAGGUACCUUUGAUUCAGCAGAGGAAGCCGCGCUGGCCUACGAUAACGCCGCAUACAAGCUGCGUGGUGAAAACGCGCGGCUCAAUUUUCCUCAUCUCCGUCACAACUGGUCUCAGACCGGUGGCGACUACAAGCCACUCCACUCCUCCGUUGAAGCCAAGUUACAGGAAAUUUGUCAGAUCUUGGCAGAAGGGAAGAGCAUCGAUGGUUGUAAGAAGUCACGACAGUCUUCGGGAAAGUCAAAGAAGGCGACAGAGCAGGCGGAAGUUGUGAAGGUUGCAGGUUCCGAGAGUGACGGCGAAGGAGUGUCCGGUUGCGGGGAUUCUUCGCCGUCGUCGGGACUUACCUUUGCUGAUUUCUCAGUGGAAGAAAGCGCGUGGUGUGAUUCUGAAAAUUUCUCGCUGGAAAAGUUCCCGUCGUACGAGAUCGAUUGGGAUUCUAUUUGAUGUUAUCGUUUAUUUCUUCGUUUGCUACAUAUGGUACAACUAAUAGUAGCUUUAGUAGGGUAUAUUUGUAAUUUACUGGGGAAGUUUAGCUACUGCAAUCGAGUUUUUUGGUAAUUGCAGGGCUUGACACUUCCUCUUCAGUGGAUAGUUUCGUAAAUUUGAAGGUCUUUGUAUUUUUCUUAAUGUUGGUGGGCUAGGGUAGAAAUGUAACUUGGCUGGUGGUUUUUUUCUUGGCCAAAUUCCAUGUAUUUUACCUUUAUAUUGUAUUUUUCUGUGUUUUAGUGGUACGAUUAUAAUUUAAAAUUUAGACAAAA
Messenger RNA from Lactuca sativa (garden lettuce), 1838 nucleotides. Its product is annotated as ethylene-responsive transcription factor RAP2-4. Gene Ontology annotation, molecular function: sequence-specific DNA binding; DNA-binding transcription factor activity. The record is from RefSeq and is a predicted model, not a curated record. Gene Ontology annotation, cellular component: nucleus. Lineage: Eukaryota; Viridiplantae; Streptophyta; Magnoliopsida; Asterales; Asteraceae. Gene Ontology annotation, biological process: regulation of DNA-templated transcription.